This is a messenger RNA of Candidula unifasciata, 1770 nucleotides long. The record is from the annotation of a GenBank genome assembly. NCBI's taxonomy places the organism in Eukaryota, Metazoa, Mollusca, Gastropoda, Stylommatophora, Geomitridae.
AUGGGCGCCAACCAAUCAAACGCUGAAGAGCUGUCACGUGACCAAUCGUGGGCAGGUAACUCGCAGAACAAGGGGCACAACUCGUCUGGAAGUGCCUAUAACUAUAACCAAGGAAUGUUGGACAAGAACAAGAAAAGCAAAGCCAAACCGAAUCCGCCAAUCAGGAUCAAGUUCCUGGAUGUGACCCACAAUGCCAUCAAAUUGACCUGGCAUGCUCCGCUGGGACCUGAAGGACACAGUAUUAUUGCGUAUACAGUAGAGAUGGCCACCAUCUGCCCCGGACGAGACAGCCUUUGGAGGAUACUUUCCACGUGCUGCCAGGGGACAACAUACGAAGCUCGUUACCUUGAACCUGACACAGAUUAUGUGUUUAGGGUGAGGUCUGAGAAUAUCUAUGGGGUCGGAAAGCCCAGCCACCCCUCAGAUAUCUGCACGACAAAAAUGUACGAAACUUUCCCUGCCGACUUACGUCCUCCUGGUGUUUCACAUAAUUCCCUAAUCGAAUCUGGCUCGUUUGCUAAGCGACAUUACAGUUUUAAUAUGCACAUAGGAAAAGGCGUCAAGUCUAUUCUAAAUCAUUCAGAAAUAGACAUAGAAUCAAGACUGUCGUCCAAUUCUUCAUUUGGUUCAACCUCAGACACGCUCAAAAAACCUCACACGUUUUUGAGGAGUAACAUUCAUCGUACAUCUCUGCCAACCAACAGAAAAAUUUCAGCUCCCCUCUUACUACCUGGGACAAGAAACAAUUCUUUAAAUCGCCUACGAGAAUCUCGUAAAUGUUCAAAGACAGAAACUUCAGAUAUCAAACUCAGAACAUCUAUCAGAGAUUCUGGUAUUAGUGGACUUCAAGAGUCUCUCACAGUGUUUGAUUCUAGUUCUGUAAACAGCCAGUUUUCAGAAGAGCACGGGGAUGAAAAAAACCAUGAUUUUAUUAGAAGUCAUAGAUUGCCGGUUCACUCUCAUACUUUGUGUGCCAAAUCCAUUGAUGGCGACAGUGGGAAGGGCUCUAAAAGUAGCCUGUGUGAUUCCAUGAAGAUCAGUGACAGUCAGAGUAUCAUUGACAGCACAGAUUCUGAAAUUACUGUCAGUGAUAGGAAAUCAGUAGCAGUUAACAGCAGCACGGACAGCUGUGAAAACAUUGACAUGUUGAGUGACAUUGAUGAAAAUGUGGACAUUUAUAAAACCAGUUCUUUGGUUCACUUUAAAAACGCUGAUAUUUAUCAAAAAAAUCCUGUGGGUGAAAUUGAUGAACAUACUCCUGUUUGCAAAUCGCCAGAAAAACUAAACAAAGUAUAUUUUAAUGACCAAAACCUCGUGAAAAACCCCCCAUGUGAUAGUAAUAUUCAGUCGGCUGAUGCAGUUUUCACUCGGGAUUCCCAGAAACAAGAGUACUAUGAUACUCUUGACAACCCCUGGCAAAAAGACACACCAGUCACUGAUACUGGGAACCAGAUUCUGACUGCACCGGUCAGUGAUGAUGUGAAGAUGGCGCUGUACAACAAAAAUCCCAGAAACCAACGCUUCACAACUGGCAGAGGUCGCUGUAUUAGUGGACUUGCCACAAAAGAAGAAACUGAUUUUCGGAAAUUGAAGAGUGUUCUGCAGUCAAGCAAUGUGAUUAUGAAGACUUCUCGGUCUUUACCUGAUGUGGUAGCAAUCGUAACUGUGAAUGGGAAAACUAAGACUGUAAUCAAAGGAAAACUAACCACUAUCUUGAAUAGUGGUGCUAAUGAAGAUGAUGAUGAUGCAGUGAGAAUCACCACAUUGUAA